AUGAAGGCGGUAAAGUGGCUGGCGUUUAUCACUGUGUGCUCAGCAAGCCAAUACGACAGUGGAGGAGAAAAAAAUGGCUUGACCGAAAACGAAAAUUCUACUGUACGACUUGAGCCUAUAGAAGGCACGCCCAACUUCAGACUAAUCAAGCCAGAGAAAGCCACACAGUGGUUCCCAGAAAGAGAAAUUAAACUCGACAGUUGUGUGCGCAAAUCCCGGUGUGAAGCGCUGAAUAGAACCACUUGUCUUGGUGUCAAGUUACCAUACAACAAAACGAGCGUGCGUCUAACGUUCUAUGAUACACAAUAUAAAAUACAGAACCGACUAGAGUUGUAUCGUGAGCUUAUAAAUGUACCAAAAUGCUGGGCGGUCAUACAGCCCCUGUUGUGUGCUACGUUGAUGCCGAACUGUGAAAGGAUCAAUGGCCAGGAUAUGGUGUAUCUACCCUCAUAUGAAAUGUGCAAGAUUACAAUGGAGCCGUGUGCUAUUUUGUACAAUACCUCGUACUUUCCGUCCUUUCUUAAAUGUAAUGCUACCCUGUUCCCGCCGAAAUGUGAUAAUGCUGCACGGGAGAUGAAGUUCAAUACGACUGGAAAAUGCCUCUCGCCCCUCAUUCAUACUGAUAAAAAUGUGCAUUUUUAUGAAGGUAUCGCCGGCUGUGGUCUUCCAUGCAGGGAUCCCCUGUAUACAGAAGAUGAACACCAACAAAUCCACAGGCUUGUGGCCUGGGGAGCCUCUGCGUGUCUCGCCCUGAACCUUCUUACUGUAGCCACUUUUCUAAUAGACUGGCGAAGCGCCAAUAAAUACCCCGCGCUAGUGAUAUUUUACAUCAAUGUUUGCUUCGCCGUUGCGUCGAUGGGUUGGCUAGUACAAUUUGUGGGAUCCAGGGAUGAUAUAGUUUGCUCAAAAGAUGGAACGAUUCGUCAGGGCGAGCCCUCGGCUCAGGAAAAUCUAUCUUGUGUGGUAGUUUUUGUACUGGUUUACUAUUUCAUGAUGGCGGCGUGUGUUUGGUUUGUGAUAUUUACAUACGCGUGGCACAUGAGCUUCCGGGCGUUAGGAAAAAUCCAAGAUCGAAUAGACAAAAAAGCCGCCUAUUUUCACUUAGUGGCCUGGUCUUUACCACUAAUACUCACAAUAGCAACGAUGGCCAUCGGUGAAGUCGACGGCAGUAGCAUCACCGGAGUGUGCUUCGUGGGUUAUGUUAACCAUGCUAUGAGAGGCGGUUUGCUGUUGGCACCUUUGUUUGUGGUUCUCACAUUGGGAGGAUAUUUCCUUUUGAGAGGUGUAGUUUCCCUAGUAGCAGUGCGUGUGUCAAGCCGAGAUGUUAUAUCCCCGCGGGCCGCGAACAAGAUUCGUCAGACCAUAACCCGUUGUUCCCUAACCGCUACUUUGGUAGCCGUAUUCAUAUGCGUCACGUUCGCCUGUCACGUCUACGAGUUUAGGAAUGCUGAAUCGUGGAAGGAGGCUUUUAAAAGGAAUAUUAUCUGCCGCCUCGAAGCCCUAAAAGAACCAGAAAAGGAGUGUUCGAACGGCGCUCGGCCAUCGGUAUCAGUCCUUCAACUGCGUCUCUUGUGUUGUUUCGCUGCUGGAGCUCUGAUGGCUUCGUGGACUUGGACUCCGGCUGCAGCCGCUGCCUGGAGGCGGUAUAUGGCUAAAAAAUGCGGGUGUUCCGUAGAAGCGGAAAUGACGCGUCGCGCGCACAAACACGAGCUGAUAGCGCGUGCGUACAAACGGAGGAACGAAUUCAUGACACGCGGAAGGCUUUCCAUCUCCUUGGGAGGCUCUCGACAGGAUCCUGUGGGACUUUGUCUGGAUCAUACAUCGCCCAUUGACUGCCCGGAUGAUGCAAAACAUGAAAGUGGUGAGCUGUCGUCAUCAUGGGCAGCAAAUCUGCCGCGUUUUGUGCGCAGACGGGAUGCGUUAGUUUUGCCGACGCACGCGCAUCACUCGCUCAGCUCCACACCGGAUCGAAGGAAUUCACAAGACUCCCAAAUCAGCAUCAGCCUUCGUCAUGUCUCCGUGGAAUCCAGACGCAACUCCCUCGACAGUCAGCUGUCUGUCAAAAUCGCCGAAAUGAAAACCAAAGUGGGUAGACGCAGGACCAAACAUACGAAAACUAAACGGAAAAGCCGAACGCCGAGAAAGGAAAGCACGCCAUCUAUCGAGAGCCAGAUAAGUCGAUAUUGGCUUCAGGCGGUGGCCAAUAAUGACCCUUCUAGGGAGGAGGUAAAGUUCAGUUUUGAUUGA
Messenger RNA from Pieris macdunnoughi, 2247 nucleotides. The record is from the annotation of a GenBank genome assembly. Lineage: Eukaryota; Metazoa; Arthropoda; Insecta; Lepidoptera; Pieridae.